Scomber scombrus (Atlantic mackerel) is the source of this 2242-nucleotide messenger RNA. Its product is annotated as fibroblast growth factor receptor 1-A-like. NCBI's taxonomy places the organism in Eukaryota, Metazoa, Chordata, Actinopteri, Scombriformes, Scombridae. Gene Ontology annotation, biological process: protein phosphorylation; positive regulation of cell population proliferation; positive regulation of kinase activity. Gene Ontology annotation, cellular component: membrane; signaling receptor complex. The record is from RefSeq and is a predicted model, not a curated record. Gene Ontology annotation, molecular function: fibroblast growth factor binding; ATP binding; fibroblast growth factor receptor activity. Bases 40 to 2064 code for a protein of 674 amino acids. The transcript is spliced from 15 exons.
AAUUCUCCGUACAUUGAUGUAUUAGCUGUUGAGGACGAGAUGUCUUCUUCUCCUCGCCACCGCUGCCGCCUGCUGCUGCUCUUCUGGAUCCUGCUGGUUCAGUUUCCUCAGGCUCAGUCCAGACCGGCCACCGAGGACACCGACACCGACACCGCGUUGGCGCCUCAGUGGCUAACGCCGGAGAAGAUGGAGAAGCGGUCUGUCGUCGUUCCUGCCAGCAAGACCAUAAAGUUUCGGUGCCAAGCGUCAGGAAACCCCGUCCCCUCCCUGCGCUGGUACAAGAACGGCAAAGAGUUCAGGAAGGAUCAGAGGAUCGGAGGGUUCAAGAUCAGAGACCACAUGUGGACUCUCAUCAUGGAGUCAGUGGUCCCGUCUGAUAAAGGCAACUACACCUGUGUGGUGGAGAAUGAAUACGGGAGCCUGAAACACACCUAUCAGCUGGAUGUCGUAGAGCACUCUCCUCACAGACCCAUCCUGCAGGCGGGUCUGCCGGCCAACCAAACGGCCGUAGUCGGCAGUAACGUGGAGUUUGUGUGUCGAGUGUUCAGCCACCCGCAGCCUCACAUCCAGUGGCUCAAACACAUCACCGUCAACGGCAGCCGGGUCGGACCGGACGGACACCCGUAUGUCCGUGUGCUGAAGACUGCAGGUUUGAACACGACGGAUAAAGAAACAGACGUUUUGACUCUGAGGAAUGUGACGCUGGAGGAUUCAGGAGAGUACACCUGCCUGGCCGGAAACUCCAUCGGCUUCUCAUAUCACUCCGCCUGGCUGGCUGUGGUCAACGACCCGCCUCCCGCCCCGCUGCCUUCACAGACAUACCUGGAAAUCUUCAUCUACUGCCUGGGCUUCUUCAUCAUCAUCAUCCUCACCGCCACCGCCAUCAUCUGCAGACUUUGCUGCACGCCGAAGAAGAGCGACUUCCACAGCCAGCUAGCGGUGCAGAAACUAGCCAAAAGCAUUCCUCUGAGGAGACAGGUGUCGGUGGAGUCAUCGUCUUCGCUGCAGUCCAGGAUGUGUCUGAUGCGUCAGUCUCGUCUCUCCAGCGCCGGCACCACCAUCCUGGCAGGAGUGUCGGAGUACGAGCUGCCCUACGAUCCUCUGUGGGAGCUGCCGAGAGACAGGCUGACUCUGGGGAAACCUCUGGGAGAAGGCUGCUUCGGUCAGGUGAUGCUGGCCGAGGCCGUCGGCGUCGAUAAAAACAAACCCACACGCCUCUCCAAGGUAGCCGUGAAGAUGCUUAAAGCGGACGCCACAGAGAAGGAUCUGUCUGAUCUGAUCUCUGAGAUGGAGAUGAUGAAGAUGAUCGGCAAACACAAGAACAUCAUCAACCUGCUGGGCGCCUGCACGCAGGACGGUCCUCUGUACGUGGUGGUGGAGUACGCCUCUCAGGGGAAUCUGAGGGAGUUCCUCCGCGCUCGCCGACCCGCCGGGUUGGAGUACUGGAGCGGCCCGAGGCAGGUGACUCAGGACAGUCUGGAGAUCAGAGAGCUGGUGUCCGCUGCGUACCAGGUGUCCAGAGGAAUGGCGUACCUGGCCUCCAGGAAGUGUAUUCACAGAGAUCUGGCGGCGAGGAACGUGCUGGUCACUGAAGAUAACGUGAUGAAGAUAGCCGACUUCGGUCUGGCCCGAGACAUCCACCACAUCGACUACUACAAGAAGACCACUAAUGGUCGACUGCCAGUGAAGUGGAUGGCGCCUGAAGCUUUAUUCGACCGAAUCUACACGCACCAAAGUGACGUUUGGUCAUUCGGAGUCUUACUUUGGGAAAUCUUCACGCUUGGCGGGUCUCCUUACCCCGGAGUCCCUGUGGAGGAGCUGUUCAAGCUGCUAAAGGAGGGACAUCGCAUGGAAAAACCCUCGGCCUGCACCCAGGAGCUGUACCUGAUGAUGAGAGACUGCUGGCACGCUGUCCCGUCUCGCAGACCAACUUUCCAACAGCUGGUAGAAGAUUUAGACCGCACGCUGUCUCUCAUGGCUAACCAGGAGUACCUGGACCUGGCCGUUCCUCUGGUCCAGUAUUCUCCCAUCGGCUCGUUGGCCUCUACAACAUACUCCACAUAAGCGCAGUGGGACGUUUUCCCUUCCUGGAUCACCUGCAUCCCGGUUUCCUCUGCUGCACGGCGGCGGUCUCAGACGACGACGACGAGGAGCUGAAGACAAGCUGCUUCACCGUCGUCCAUCACAGCAGCCUGAUGUGAGGAACAGCUGGACUCAGACUCCCCAGCUCGGCCUCAGGAAG